Suncus etruscus (white-toothed pygmy shrew) is the source of this 3130-nucleotide messenger RNA. It is a transcript of the gene TFAP2A, whose product is annotated as transcription factor AP-2 alpha. The record is from RefSeq and is a predicted model, not a curated record. Gene Ontology annotation, biological process: regulation of cell population proliferation; regulation of transcription by RNA polymerase II; anatomical structure development. Gene Ontology annotation, molecular function: DNA-binding transcription factor activity, RNA polymerase II-specific; RNA polymerase II transcription regulatory region sequence-specific DNA binding. The transcript is spliced from 7 exons. The coding region runs from base 310 to 1605 and encodes 431 amino acids. Lineage: Eukaryota; Metazoa; Chordata; Mammalia; Eulipotyphla; Soricidae. Gene Ontology annotation, cellular component: nucleus.
AAGAAAAUUUUUUUUGGAUCUCCAAGGACCUUUGAAUCUUAACUGAUCCGCGGUGGAACGAGACCCCGCGCGCUUGCGAGCGCGGGUUGGAGCAGCUGGAAGAAGCCCGCAACCGCAACCGGCGGUUCGAUUCAAGUUCGGAUGGAGCCUGGCGGGGCUGCGACUGCGUGGCGCGGGGCAGCGGUGGAGCCCUGAGCCCACGGUGCGGGGUGGCGCGGGGCGCACGGCUGCGCCUUUUGUGUGUGGGGCGCGAGCGCUCGGGCGGCGGGGCUGUUUUCCAUCUCACGCGGUAGCCCAGACGCUUCGCAGAUGUUAGUUCACAGUUUUUCAGCGAUGGACCGCCACGACGGCACCAGCAACGGCACCGCGCGGCUGCCCCAGCUGGGCUCUGUAGGUCAAUCUCCCUACACCAGCGCCCCGCCGCUGUCCCACACCCCCAAUGCCGACUUCCAGCCCCCUUACUUCCCCCCGCCCUACCAGCCCAUCUACCCGCAGUCGCAAGAUCCUUACUCCCACGUCAACGACCCCUACAGCCUCAACCCCCUGCACGCCCAGCCGCAGCCGCAGCACCCCGGCUGGCCCGGCCAGCGCCAGAGCCAGGAGUCGGGGCUCCUGCACGCGCACCGCGGGCUGCCGCACCAGCUGUCGGGCCUGGACCCGCGCAGGGACUACCGGCGCCACGACGACCUCCUGCACGGCCCGCACGGCCUGGGCUCCGGCCUCGCCGACCUCCCGCUCCACGCCCUCCCGCACGCCAUCGACGACGUCCCGCAUGUGGAGGACCCGGGUAUUAACAUCCCAGAUCAAACUGUAAUUAAGAAAGGCCCCGUGUCGCUGUCCAAGGCGAGCGGCAACGCCGUGUCCGCCCUCCCCAUCAACAAGGACACCCUCUUCGGCGGCGUGGUGAACCCCAACGAGGUCUUCUGCUCGGUUCCGGGGCGCCUGUCGCUGCUCAGCUCCACCUCCAAGUACAAGGUCACGGUGGCGGAAGUGCAGCGGCGCCUGUCGCCGCCCGAGUGUCUCAACGCGUCGCUGCUGGGCGGAGUCCUAAGGAGGGCGAAGUCUAAAAAUGGAGGCAGGUCUCUGCGAGAAAAGCUGGAUAAGAUCGGCCUCAACCUGCCGGCCGGGCGGCGCAAAGCAGCCAACGUCACCCUCCUCACCUCUCUAGUAGAAGGAGAAGCUGUUCACCUCGCCAGAGACUUUGGGUACGUGUGUGAGACCGAAUUUCCUGCCAAAGCAGUGGCCGAGUUUCUCAACCGACAACAUUCGGACCCCAGUGAGCAAGUAACGAGAAAGAACAUGCUUCUGGCCACCAAGCAGAUCUGCAAGGAGUUCACGGACCUGCUGGCCCAGGACCGCUCUCCGCUGGGGAACUCGAGGCCGAACCCCAUCUUGGAACCGGGGAUCCAGAGCUGCCUGACCCACUUCAACCUCAUCUCUCACGGCUUCGGCAGCCCGGCCGUGUGCGCCGCCGUCACGGCCCUGCAGAACUAUCUCACCGAGGCCCUCAAGGCCAUGGACAAACUGUACCUCAGCACCAAUCCCAACAGCCACCCCGACAGCAGCGCCAAGAGCGGUGACAAAGAGGAGAAGCACCGCAAGUGAGGGCACCAGAGGCCGCGGCCACCCCAGCUCGGACCAGCACCCUGAUUGCUGCUACUGCUGUCACCGCUUGCCCCCCCACAGGCCGGCCUGCCUCGACCUCCCCACCCGGCUCUGGAGCCCACGGGAACAGAGCAGCAGGCCACGAGGAGGCCGGCGUCCCGGCAAGACGUUCCCAUGCGUGUUUGUGAACAUUCUUUGCUUUUCUGGAAAGAAAGGAAAAAACAAAAACAACCCGCAGACAAUACAUGACAACACACACACACACACACACACACACACACAAUUUUAAAACUUUUUUUCUAAAAAAAAAAAUAAAUAAAAGAACAGAAAAAUGCAAAAAAAUUAAUAAUAAUAAUAAUAAUUGCUCUGAGCUGCCUGGGAUGGAGAGCCGCGUCCGUCUGUCCGUCCACCCGUUUGUCCGUCCGAUCGUAGCCAUACUCCGAGAAAACGAGGCUAAGAGAACGAGGAGCUUUUUAUCAGUAUUGUGACGCACGUGGGCGCGAGGCCCAUGUGUCCUCGUCGAGGUAAAGCGACCGACCCCGGACUGUCCUCACAAGCACGGUGUACCCCUCGGCCAGGGAGUCCGUGUUGGCGUAUCUGUAGAUAUUUAUUUAUGUGUAAUUUAAUGGGAAUUGUAAAUAUGCUGAGUGUUGGAAGCCCCCAGCCCUUUUUUUAUUUAUCUGGUGAUCUUGUUUACCUCUUCUGCUUAGUGGUUUGGACUCCCCUCUUGAUUUCUUCAUGUGGCUCUUGUUUCUUCUUAUCUUGAGAUCCAAGGUUUGGGGACCCCCUGCCUUCUGGGAUUCACGAAUUUUCGCCCCGUUGUAGCAUGUUAAAGAAAGCUGACGAUGAAACAACUGAACAACAACAAAAAAAUUUUUUUGAAAGGCAAAAUAAAAUUUUAUAUAUAAUUAGUAUUACAAGUGAGCUUUUUAUUGAACCGAGAGAAACAAAAAUCAAAACCAAACCAAACAAGGGUUUCUUAUUUUAGGAAGUGGGUGACGUGGUUGGUCACUCCUUUGGAGUGUUGGGGGGAGAGGAACAGCAGCAAUGAGAAAAAUAUUUUUAUUUCCCCCAACGUCCUCCUUUCUAAGCAUUAUUUGAGCAAUAAACGAAGGUUGUCUUGAAGCCAGGGGUGAGGGACUUCUCCUCCCGCCCGCUCUCCAUCUCUUUUUGUUCCGGCAACUUCCAGCAUUGGGGGGACCACCUGGCUUUCUGUAUUUUCACUGGCCACUUGGGGCCCUGCCCUCCCGUGUUGGAUUGGGCUGGCUUGGCACCCGUCUCCGUGUCUGUCAAUGUAUCAUAGUCCUUUGUUGCCCAGAUAAAUAAAUAUUUGAUACGCUUUAUGUCGAUUUUUUUUUAUUCAGUGGCUGUCUUUACCCGGGCGUCUUUUUGUUCUUGGCAGUAUUUUUUAUUCAGUAUGGUUACAGUAAUUGAGUUUAACUCUCCCUGGGCAAUUGCUCCUUGCAAUAAGCAGCUGAACCUAUUGUUUCCCACAAGUAUAAUAAAAACUUACUUUCAACUUGGA